AUGAAUUCCUCCGCACCAAAGGCUAUCGAAGUCAUUAACCUAACCAAAUUUUACGGUAAUAAGAAAGUCUUGGACCAAGUUUCUUUUGCUGUGCGUCCGGGGACUAUCCACGGUUUUAUUGGUCCCAACGGGGCUGGCAAAUCAACUACGUUAGGCAUUCUGGUUGGUCUUGUUCUCCCAAGUUACGGAAAUGCUUACAUUGAAGGUCGGUCAGUAACCAACGACCCCUAUUUCAAUGAGCAUCUGGGCUCAGUGGUGCCAGCCGAAGUAAAAUUUCCACCCGACUUUGCGGUUGAAAAAUAUGUCGGUGUUUGUAGUUAUUUACGGGAUGUUCCACUAGACCAAGCCGAAGAAAGAUUCGCUGCUUCGCCUUUAUUCCAAUUUGCUGCUCAAAAAUUUCGCGACUUGAAAAAAUUUCGCGAAGCUGGCGGAACCGUGCUUAUUUCUACCCACAUUUUAUCCGACUUACAAGAACUAGCCGACGAUAUUACCAUGAUUAGAAAUGGUCGCAUUGUUUAUACCGGACCGAAAACGGACAAUAUCGUAAAAACUUAUGAAGAAUACUUCCUGAACGACGAAAAAAAUCGGGAAGGAUUGUUUGCCGAAAAAGCCAACCAACAAUUAGAAAAAGAAUUACGUGUUUUUGUUGGGAAGUUAGAGAAAAUUCGGAGUAAUCAAAUUUCCCUAGAAAUGAUUAGAGGACUAACCAUAAAUUAUCAAGGCGAAAGAAAACCGUUAAAAACCCUAGCCAAUUUCCGAAUUUCUCCGAGUAAUGAAUUGGUCAUUCAGACCUUUGAAUCUAAAUUUGUUUCUUUAAUUAUUGAAGUGGUUAAACAGCAAGGAUAUAAACUUGCUGGAAGCACCAAAAAGGAGGCUUAUUUUACUUUAUCGUCCAGUGGAGAAACUCGCGAAAAACUCAUUCGCGAUGUUAAGGUUAUAACCGAAGAAGGAAAAACGGCUUUCCGGCUAGUUCGCCAAGACAUUCGUAAAGAAAUAAGUAGUUCAAUCAACAGCAAAAGCAGCAAAAAAGGAACAAAUCUUUUUACUGACCAGAAGCGGAAAUACGAAAUACAAAUGGAUGAACUAAUUAAGAAUUAUCAGCAAAAAUUAAUUCACGCUAAGGCUAAAAAAAUCCAAGAAUUAGAAAAGGUUUAA
Molecule: messenger RNA, 1155 nt
Organism: Racocetra persica
Lineage: Eukaryota; Fungi; Glomeromycota; Glomeromycetes; Diversisporales; Gigasporaceae
Source: the annotation of a GenBank genome assembly